UCUCUUUCCUAGACUGCUGGUUGAGGUUUCAAAGUUUUGUAAAAUUUUAGUACAUAUAAAUCAGCACUGAUCAAAAACUAAACCUGUCCUUGAUCAGCAAAGAAUAAAUUUUUACUAUGUUGCUACCAAUGAAAGGUGCUACUUCGACUAUAUUAGUGUUCGCAAUACUAUUUGUUUCAUCUACUAUUGUUCUUGCAUUUGCUUCAGGUACUCGGAGAAAACAAUCACAGGUAGCAGUAGAAGAAGAAGUUGAUGCACUCUUGAAAUGGAAAUCAACCCUUGUGAACCAUACUGGUUCUCUCCUCCCUUCUUGGAAGACAAAUUCUACAGGGAGGAGCCGCAGUACAUGCAAGUGGCACGGAAUUUCUUGUAACAACGAGGGAAGCGUUGCGGAAUUGAAUAUAACAGGUUUGGGCUUACAAGGUACACUCCAUAGUUUCAACUUCUCUUCUUUUUCCAACUUUGUUAGCGUGGACAUGAGCCAUAAUAACCUCUUUGGACUCAUUCCGUCUCAAAUUGGUAAUCUUUCAAAACUUAAGCACCUUGAUCUUUCGGAUAAUACGCUUUCCGGAUAUAUUCCUCCAGAAAUAAGCUCUCUCACAAGUCUGAAUUUGUUAGACUUUUCUCAAAAUCAAAUCAAUGGAUCCAUUCCUCAAGAAAUUAGCCAUUUACGUCAUCUCAUUGAUCUAAGGUUGUACAUGAACAAUCUCAUUGGUUCAAUCCCUUAUUCAUUGUGCAACCUGACAAGCUUGAUCCUCAUAUCAAUGUAUACAAAUCAACUCUCUGGUACCAUCCCUCAAGAUAUAGGAAGUCUAAGGUCUCUUACUUUGUUAUCUUUGUAUGAUAACACUCUCCAUGGUUCAAUCCCGGUUUCAAUGGCCAAUUUAACUAGUCUAAAAACUCUUGCUCUUUAUCAAAAUCAACUCUCUGGUACCAUCCCUAAUUCUUUAUGCAAUCUGCACCUAUUAGAAGGCCUAUACCUUCAUGGAAAUCAACUCUCCGGUUCAAUCCCUCAAGAUAUAGGAAGGCUAAGGUCUCUUACUGAUUUAGCUUUGUACGGGAACAAUCUUUCUGGUUCAAUCCCUGCUUCCUUAACCAAUUUGACUAGCCUAUCCCUCUUUUUUGCUUAUUCAAAUCAACUCUCUGGUACCAUCCCUCGAGGCAUAGGAAGGCUAAGGUCUCUGUCUAUGUUAUAUUUGUCCAUAAACAAUAUUACCGGUUCAAUCCCUCCUUCUGUAGGUAAUUUGAGCAAUUUAGCUGAGUUAUCUCUUUUUAAAAAUCAAUUAACCGGUUCAUUGCCAGAAGAAAUCAGCAUUCCAAACCAAUUGACACUACUGUCUCUGGGUGACAACAGAUUAUCUGGGUAUUUACCUCCAGAUAUAUGUCGAAAUGGAAAACUUGAGUCAUUUUUAGUGAAUAACAACAAUUUCACGGGUCCAAUACCAAAGAGCCUUAGAAACUGCUCCAGCUUAAGAGAAAUUGCUCUUUCAUAUAACAAUUUGGUUGAUAAUCUGACGGAGGCGUUUCACGUGUAUCCAAAUCUAGAGAGGCUUAAUGUGAUUUUUAAUAUGCUUUAUGGUGAACUCUCAAGAGACUGGGGGAGUAGUCCAAAUUUGACAGGCUUUUAUUUCACAAGGAACAACAUCACCGGUACAAUACCUUCUGAAUUCGGAAAGCUGAGAAUGUUAAAAGAACUUUAUCUUGGUGCUAAUAAUUUAGUAGGUGAAAUUCCAAAAGAGUUGUUUGAAUUGUCUUCAUUACUGAAGUUAGAUUUAAAUAACAACCAACUUUCUGGUAGGUUGCCUUCUACAGUUGGGAAGUUAUUCAACAUGCAAUGGUUCUCCUUGACAAGAAAUAGGCUUACCGGACCGAUACCGAAACAACUUGGUAACUGUUCCAGUUUGAUAUACUUGGAUAUGAGCAGAAACAAUUUUACUGGGAGAAUUCCCGUUGAGAUUGGAAACUUGAAUUCGUUAUCAAUCGUGCUUGAUCUCAGUCAAAAUGAUUUGAGUGGAGAGAUACCAUCAGAUAUCUCCAAACUAGAUAAACUGGAAAAGUUUAAUUUAUCCCACAACAAACUCUCUGGUGCAGUUCCAUCAUCGUUUACCGGAAUGGUUAGCUUGACCGUCGUGGAUAUUUCUUACAAUCAAUUGAGUGGUCCUAUUCCAAACAUGGAGGCCUUUCAGAAUGCGUCAGUCGAUGCAUUGAAGAGCAACAAAGAUUUGUGUGGUAAUAUCUCUAGAGGUCUAAAACCAUGUAAUUCCUCGGCUGUGGUAAUUAGAAGAAAAGAGUCUAGUAAGAAUCACCUGGUGAUAAUCCUUGUUUCUAUUUUCAGUUCAUUGUUUCUUCUCAUUUUGUUGUUAGCCAUUUUGUUUUGCUGCCGGAAGAAAUCUGCAAGGAAUGUGGAGGAUUCAGCAAAAAUUGGAUCUACCAAUGUGGGGAGGAACUUGUUCUCGGUAUGGGAUUACGAUGGCACAUUAGUGUUCGAAGACAUAUUAGAAGCAACGGAGAAUUUUGAUUCGAAAUAUUGCAUUGGAACGGGAGGAUACGGGAGCGUUUACAAAGCGGAGCUGUCAAAUGGCCAGGUUGUUGCUGUGAAGAAACUUCACUCGCCAGAUGAAGAUUCUGAGUUAGGUGACAUGAAGUCUUUUGAAAGCGAAGUGAAUGCAUUGACAGAAACUCGUCACAGGAACAUCGUGAAGCUUUUUGGUUUCUGUUCUAAUCCAGAACGACGGAUCUCGUUUUUGGUGUACGAGUUCAUAGACAGGGGAAGCUUGAAAAGUGUGUUAUCUGAUGGAGAACAAGCAGCAGAGUUCGAUUGGAUAAAGAGGAUAAGGUUCAUCACUGGAACAGCAAAUGCACUUGCUUACAUGCACCAUGACUGUGUACCUGCAUUAGUUCAUCGGGACUUAACGAGCAACAAUGUUUUGUUAGAUUCAGAAUAUGGUGCUCGUGUGUCUGAUUUUGGUACUGCGAGAAUGUUGAAACCAGAUUCAUCCAAUUGGACAUCACUUGCAGGAACCUUUGGGUAUAUUGCUCCAGAGCUUGCGUACACAAUGAAGGUAACCGAAAAAUGUGAUGUUUAUAGCUUUGGGGUUCUGAUAUUUGAAGUACUAAUUGGGAGACAUCCAGCUGAAGUCAUCACACUACUCUCGGAUUUACUUCUUCCGUCUUCGUCUUCUAGUCCCUUGGAGACGGACAUAAAGUUGAGAGAUAUCUUGGACCAACGCAUUGGGGCUCCAGGGAAUGGUGUUCAGAAAGAAAUAAUGUACAUUGCCAAGGUCGGAAUUUCAUGCUUACGCAGUGAUCCAAGUACUCGGCCAACCAUGCAAGAAGUAUCGGUCGAGCUAUCAUUGUCAGCCAAGAGCAGGCCAUCUUUGGCGAAGCCUUUUGAAACUAUCACAUUAGGAGACAUACGGAUAUUGUCUGAUGAAUUUGUGUAAUGGAACCUUAUUUGUAUUUUCAGUUCAAUUGUCAGUUCGUAAUCCAUUUUUCCGCGAACAUGUAUGGUUCUUUAAAUGGAACCAUUCUAAAGACAAUGUUCAGCAAUGUCAUUGAAGUAUUAAGACGUUCUUGAGUUUCUCAACUCUUAUUAAUUUUA
Molecule: messenger RNA, 3601 nt
Organism: Papaver somniferum (opium poppy)
Lineage: Eukaryota; Viridiplantae; Streptophyta; Magnoliopsida; Ranunculales; Papaveraceae
Product: MDIS1-interacting receptor like kinase 2-like
Exons: 2
Coding region: 117-3443 (1108 amino acids)
Biological process (GO): protein phosphorylation
Molecular function (GO): protein kinase activity; ATP binding; protein binding
Source: RefSeq, a predicted model, not a curated record